Messenger RNA from Lactuca virosa, 444 nucleotides. Lineage: Eukaryota; Viridiplantae; Streptophyta; Magnoliopsida; Asterales; Asteraceae. The record is from the annotation of a GenBank genome assembly.
AUGAAUGCACAUUCGAUAUGUUGCCCACAUUUUAAAUUUAGUGGUGCAAGAUGGCAUAAAAAAGUUGAUAAGGCGGUUGAGGUAGUUCGAUGGGUGGUUAAAUGGAUUAGGCAAUCGCCUUCUAGAAUUCAUAAGUUUACCGAGUUUGCUAAGGUUGCUAAUCCAGGUAUAACAAAACACCUGAAGAGAGACGUGCCAACAAGAUGUAACUCUACUUACCAUAUGUUGGAAAUUGCCCAAGCUUACGAAAAAACUUUUGAGAGAUAUGAUCUUGAGGAAUUUGAUUUUCGGUACGAAAUUGAAAAGGCAGAUUGGAUUCGAGGUAGCAUAAGUGACACAAUCGAUUAUGAAAAAGAUUGGGAAGAAAAUCAACAAAUUGACAAAGAUGAAGUAGUGAAGGUGCAAGAAGAACGAGUAGGUGCAAGAAGACGAGUAUAUUUAUGA